Molecule: messenger RNA, 2712 nt
Organism: Microthlaspi erraticum
Lineage: Eukaryota; Viridiplantae; Streptophyta; Magnoliopsida; Brassicales; Brassicaceae
Source: the annotation of a GenBank genome assembly
AUGUUCACUAUUCUCAAACUUGUGUUGAUUCUUACAAUGUUGGUCGCUCUGUUCACACUCUACCGCUCUCCACCGCUGCUAAUUUCUGAAACUCGAUCCACCGUUACUACAGAUCCUCGCUAUACAUCUACAGCUGAGAUAAACUGGAACAAUAUCUCACACAUUGUAGACAACUACUUAUCCGGUGGAAACAAGAAUCAAACAACUGCCUUUCUAAAUCUAAACGACAACGAAGUCAUUCGAUGGAAAGAGGUAACCAAAUCCGAUUCUCAACAUGUACCUUUGCAUCUAGACCACGCAGCAAGUAACAUAACUUGGGAAUCUCUAUACCCUGAAUGGAUCGACGAGGAAGAAGAAUCCAAAGUCCCCACUUGUCCUUCUCUUCCAUGGAUUCAAGUUCUCGGCAAGCCUCGGAUCGAUCUCGUCGUAGCCAAGCUUCCUUGUAACAAAUCAGGAAAAUGGUCAAGAGACGUCGCUCGUUUGCAUCUACAACUCGCAGCUGCUCGAGUCGCUUCUUCUUCCAAAGGCCUCCAUGAUGUUCAUGUGAUCUUGAUAUCUGAUUGCCUUCCGAUACCAAAUCUUUUCACCGGUCAAGAACUCCUUGCACGUCAAGGAAACACAUGGCUAUACAAACCUAACCCUAACUUGUUAAGACAAAAGCUAAACCUUCCUAUUGGUUCUUGUGAACUCUCUGUUCCUCUUCAAGCUAAAGAUAACUUCUACUCAUCAAACGAGAAGAAAGAAGCGUACGCCACAAUCCUACACUCUGCUGAAGAUUACGUCUGUGGAGCCAUCGCAGCAGCGCAGAGCAUUCGAAUGUCAGGAUCAACUCGCGACCUGGUCAUACUCGUCGACGAUUCGAUAACCGAGCAAUACAGAACCGGCUUGGAAUCUGCUGGAUGGAAGAUUCAGACUUUCGAAAGAAUCAGAAACCCUAAAGCUAAACCAAACGCGUACAACGAAUGGAACUACAGCAAGUUUCGUCUCUGGCAACUGACUCAAUACGAGAAGAUCAUCUUCAUUGACGCAGACAUGCUUAUACUACGAAACAUCGAUUUCCUCUUUGAAAUGCCUGAGAUAACCGCGACCGGAAACGACGGUACGCUGUUCAAUUCCGGUUUAAUGGUGGUCGAGCCGUCUAAUUCGACGUUCCGGUUAUUAAUGGAUCGUAUCGACGAGAUCGUGUCUUACAACGGAGGAGAUCAGGGUUACUUGAACGAGAUCUUCACAUGGUGGCAUCGGAUUCCGAAGCACAUGAAUUUCUUAAAGCAUUUCUGGGAAGGAGACGAACCUGAGGUUAAGGAAUUGAAGACGAGACUUUUCGGAUCCGAUCCUCUGAUUCUCUACGUUCUUCAUUACCUGGGUUAUAACAAGCCGUGGUUGUGCUUUCGAGACUACGAUUGCAAUUGGAAUGUGAAUAGUUACCAGCAAUUCGCGAGCGACGAAGCUCAUGCGACGUGGUGGAGAGUGCACGACGCGAUGCCGGAGAGAUUGCAGAGGUUUUGUUUGUUGAGAACGAAACAGAAGGCGCAGCUUGAGUGGGAUCGGAGACAAGCGGAGAAAGGAGAUUUCAGAGAUGGGCAUUGGAAGAUUAAGAUCAGAGAUGAGAGACUUCAGAAUUGCUUCGAAAGUUUCUGUAACUGGGAGAGUAUGCUUGAGCAUUGGGCCGAUAAAAAUGGUCUUUACGGUAAUCGAGAGCUCUUCAUCCUCUUCUUCUCUGUGUCGAGUGUUUCCGGGAGAAUCAAUUGUUGGGAGAAGAUGGAUUUGAUUUAUGGUUUCCGACCCAUUCAAUCUUCUCGCGGAAUUUCAUUUCUGCCUCAUUUAAGAAUAAGCAAUCAUUUCCUUUCGUCGUCGACGAGUCUCCGUUUUGGAUUCCCGGCGCCGCCGUUUAUUCAGUCUCCGAAAUUUUGCAUCGAGACUCACGCGAGAAAGAGUAAGAAGAGAACGAGUAUCGCUGAACCGAAACCGAACAAAGUCGAAAAAUCACUCUUUGAAGAAGAAGAAUUAAGUAACACAAAUGAUGAAGAAGAAGCAGAGGAAGAUGUUCUAAACGAGCUACUAACGGAUGAUGAAGACGAUGACUUCUAUCUCGACGAUGAGGAGUUCGAAGAGAGCGAGGAAGAGCUCUAUGCCGGAGAUGGAGGUGGUGGAGGAGGCAUAAAGCUCGCCGGAACAUUAUGGGAUAAAGAAGCAUUGACAUUAGCUGAGAAAGUCUGCGACUCCUUCAAUGGCGAAUUAGGAAUUUACGCCUUCAAGACUCUGCCAAACUCCACCAUACAAGUCCGAAUCGAGCGGCUCACUAACAAAUUCGGUUCACCAACAAUGGAAGACAUCGAAGCAUACUCUAAAAUCUACAGAGCAAAACUGGCUGAAGCAGAGCUUGCCAAGUCUAUACCGGACAGUAUUUCUCUAGAGGUUUCAUCUCCCGGCGUCGAGAGGGUUGUUCGGAUUCCGCAGGAUCUUGACCGGUAUAAGGACAGACCAAUGUACGUGAGGUACGGUGACAAAGAGGCUGAGUCCGAUGGUGAUGGGAUUUUCCGGCUGGUUUCUUACGACGUGGAAGCCAAAAGCUGCGUUUGGGGAAUCGCUGAUAUUAGAGUAAACAGAGAAAAAGCAGGCAAAGGCAGACCUUUAAGCAAGAAGCAAAGAGAAUGGCGACUCGAAACUUCUUUUGAGUCAUUACGGUUAGUUCGUUUGCAUUCUGAAUGUUAA